This is a messenger RNA of Brienomyrus brachyistius, 4182 nucleotides long. Its product is annotated as alpha-actinin-3. Gene Ontology annotation, cellular component: cell junction; cell projection; plasma membrane. The transcript is spliced from 21 exons. NCBI's taxonomy places the organism in Eukaryota, Metazoa, Chordata, Actinopteri, Osteoglossiformes, Mormyridae. The record is from RefSeq and is a predicted model, not a curated record. Gene Ontology annotation, molecular function: calcium ion binding; actin filament binding. Gene Ontology annotation, biological process: muscle cell development; actin cytoskeleton organization. Bases 231 to 2927 code for a protein of 898 amino acids.
GUGUCACCCUUCACUGGGAAAAGCGCCCUGGCCGGCCGCACUUCGGGCGGUGGAAGCGCUGUCAGCCGUGUUCUAGCGAGUGAAGUACUUUCACUCUCCCAGAGAGCGACUGUGACCCCCGAAAAACCCCCGCAGGGUUCAGCGUUCGUGACUCGGCUCGUUUACGUUAUACUGAAAAUUGUGCGUUAUAUCGAAAAGGGAUAAGCAGAAUCCCGAAGGAGCGAAGAACCAUGACUGCGGUAGAGCCUCAAGUGCAGUACACGACCACGUACGUGACGACGACCACCACGGAGGAGUACAUGAUCCAGGAGGAUGACUGGGACAGGGAUCUACUGCUGGACCCCGCCUGGGAGAAACAGCAGCGCAAGACUUUCACCGCCUGGUGUAACUCUCAUCUAAGGAAAGCCGGCACGCAGAUUGAGAACAUCGAGGAGGACUUCAGGAAUGGACUCAAGCUCAUGCUCCUCUUAGAGGUUAUUUCAGGCGAGCGGCUGCCCAAACCUGACAAAGGCAAAAUGCGCUUCCACAAGAUCGCCAAUGUGAACAAGGCCCUAGACUUCAUCUGCAGCAAAGGGGUGAAGCUGGUGUCCAUUGGUGCAGAAGAGAUCGUUGACGGCAAUGUGAAGAUGACUUUGGGAAUGAUCUGGACCAUCAUCCUGCGCUUCGCCAUCCAGGACAUCUCAGUUGAAGAAACCUCUGCAAAGGAGGGUUUGCUGCUGUGGUGCCAGAGGAAGACUGCACCAUACAGGAACGUCAAUGUUCAGAACUUCCACAUUAGCUGGAAGGACGGCCUGGCCCUCUGUGCUCUCAUCCACAGACACAGGCCGGACCUCAUCGACUACUCCAAACUGCGAAAGGACGACCCCAUCGGCAACCUCAACACUGCCUUUGAUGUGGCUGAGAAGUUCCUCGAUAUCCCCAAGAUGCUGGAUGCUGAAGAUAUUGUUAACACCCCUAAGCCUGAUGAGAAAGCUAUCAUGACCUACGUUUCCUGCUUCUACCAUGCCUUCGCUGGAGCUGAGCAGGCUGAGACGGCUGCUAACAGGAUCUGCAAGGUUCUGGCUGUGAACCAGGAGAAUGAGCGGCUGAUGGAGGAGUACGAGAAGCUGGCCAGCGAGCUGCUCGAGUGGAUCCGCCGUACCAUCCCCUGGCUGGAGAACCGAGUGGCAGAGCAGACCAUGCGCGCCAUGCAGCAGAAACUGGAGGACUUCCGUGACUACCGCCGCAUCCACAAGCCGCCGCGCGUUCAGGAGAAAUGUCAGCUGGAGAUCAACUUCAACACCCUGCAGACCAAACUGAGGCUGAGCAACCGGCCCGCCUUCAUGCCCUCUGAGGGCAAGAUGGUGUCGGACAUUGCCAAUGCUUGGAAAGGCCUGGAGCAGGUAGAGAAGGGCUACGAGGAGUGGCUGCUGACAGAGAUUCGCCGCUUGGAGAGACUGGACCACCUGGCUGAGAAGUUCAAGCAGAAGUGCGGCCUGCACGAGUCCUGGACUGCAGGGAAGGAGGAGCUGCUAACACAGAAGGACUACGAGUCGGCUUCCCUGAUGGAGAUUCGUGCCUUGAUGAGGAAACAUGAAGCGUUUGAAAGCGAUCUGGCCGCCCACCAGGACAGAGUGGAGCAGAUUGCGGCCAUUGCUCAGGAGCUCAAUGAGCUGGACUACCACGAUGCUGCCACCAUCAAUGCCCGGUGCCAGGGAAUCUGUGACCAGUGGGACAACUUCGGCACCCUGACCCAGAAAAGGAGAGAUGCUCUGGAGCGUGUUGAGAAGCUGUGGGAGACCAUUGACCAGCUGUACCUGGAGUUUGCUAAGAGGGCGGCGCCCUUCAAUAACUGGAUGGAUGGAGCGGUAGAGGACCUUCAGGACAUGUUCAUCGUGCACAGCAUCGAGGAGAUCCAGAGUUUGAUCACAGCCCAUGAUCAGUUCAAGGCCACUCUGCCCGAGGCCGACAAGGAGCGCAUGGCGAUCAUGGGAAUCCAGAACGAGAUUCUGAAGAUUGCCCAGACAUACGGCAUCAAGCUGUCUGGUAUAAACCCAUACACUAACCUCUCCCACCAGGACAUUAGCACCAAGUGGGAAACUGUGAAGCACCUUGUUCCGCUCAGAGACCAAAUGUUGCAGGAGGAGGUGGCAAGACAGCAGGCCAACGAGAGACUCAGGCGUCAAUUUGCAGCUCAGGCUAAUAUCAUUGGACCCUGGAUUCAAACGAAGAUGGAGGAGAUCGGUCGCGUCUCAGUUGACAUCGCUGGCUCCCUCGAGGAACAGAUGAACAACCUGAAGACGUAUGAGCAGAACAUUAUCAACUACAAGUCCAACAUUGACAAGCUGGAAGGAGACCACCAGCUCAUCCAGGAGGCUCUUAUCUUUGACAACAAGCACACCAACUACACCAUGGAGCAUAUCCGUGUUGGCUGGGAGCAGCUUCUCACCACCAUCGCUCGCACCAUCAACGAGGUGGAGAACCAGAUCCUGACCAGAGAUGCCAAGGGCAUCAGCCAGGAGCAGCUGAAUGAAUUCAGGGCCUCCUUCAACCACUUCGAUAGGAAGAGGAACGGUAUGAUGGACCCAGACGACUUCCGCGCCUGCCUGAUCUCCAUGGGCUACGAUCUCGGUGAGGUGGAGUUUGCCCGCAUCAUGACGCUGGUCGACCCCAACAACACCGGCGUGGUCACCUUCCAGGCCUUCAUCGACUUCAUGACCCGAGAGACUGCCGAGACCGACACCGCCGAACAGGUCAUGGCUUCCUUCAAGAUCCUGGCGUCGGACAAGAAUUACAUCACAGUGGAGGAGCUGCGCAGGGAGCUGCCACCGGAGCAGGCCGAGUACUGCAUCAGCCGCAUGACCAAGUUCGUCGGGGUCGAUGCCCCCACCGGCGCCCUGGACUACAUCUCAUUCUCCAGCGCCCUUUACGGAGAGAGCGACCUGUAAACACCCUGCCCGCUCGCUCCAUCCCCCCUGCCCCCGGCCCCCUGUCUCCGUACCCUUUAUAGCUACCAUGCUGUCUGCUCCGGUUCCUUGUGCCCCAGUUUUGAAACCUGCCUCUUGGGACUGGGAGGCUGUGCUCCAUAGCCACAUUGUAGUGGUCAUACUGGUGUUUUUUUCCCCUCAUAUUACAAUAAAGAUCAGUUACAUCCCCUCCCCAAAUUUAAAAUUGCUUUUUUUCUUGGCCCACAGUUAGUCACACAAUGAUUUAUCGGCCAAUUGCCAUAAAUACUGCAGAUCACAAGCAGGCGAGUCUCACAUAUAAAAUGUUUUCUCGUGGUAAUUAUGAGCAAAGCCACCCAGUCCCUGUUUUAAAGGCAUGUCCUCCUCUUAGAUGCUGAUUGUUGGUUGGUUAUUGUUUUUGCCGACGUCCACUGUCUUCUAAGCAUUGUCUGUACGACACCCCCUUGUUGCCGUGUAAUUAAGCUGCCGGUUACAUGGUUACAUCCAAGUGCAUCAGAUCCUCUCGUCAGGAAUAACGGCUGAAUGUUUAUUAACUGUUAAGUGAUUAUGGUUUUCUUAAGAACAGCGGGGAAAACCCGGAAUCAUUUUCUGGUGGUUUUGAGAACGUAGAUGGGAAUGGCUGUCAAAUUAGCAGGAAAAGCGUGCAGGCCAAGCGGAAUGGUAAUGAAAGAAAUAUAUGAUCUGGAAGGAAGGAGGUUGAGCCGGAAGCCGCUUCACUCAGCUGUGGGACGUGUGACCAAAGCAUCCCGAGAUCUGGAGCUGGAUGCAGAGGGCCGUUGUUCUUUGGAAACGGUGUUAUAUAACCAUUGUACGUUUGUUAUAGACACGUUUUCUCUCCAUCUCAUGUUUAUUUGCUAAAGGGACAAUGCUUUUUGUAUGUCUGGUGUGCGAGAAAAUGUGAACUAAAAGUUUUAAGCAUGGGGAUGUGUAGUUGGGACCCUGUGUUACUGAAGAGUGCUUACAGUCAGAUUGACAAGACAACCGUCAGCAGGGCUGCAAGACCUGCCAGUGGAGUAGAAGUGGGACCCAGAGAACAGAGGUUGGCUGACAACUGUUCAGAUGCCAUCUCUGGCUCUGGUUCUCUGAGAAACGUGUCCCUCUCUGUACUGCUGCCUGAGUGCUGCCCCCCCCCCCCAAGCCUGACCUGCACUUCUUGCUUCCUGUGAUGACAUAAGAGGCCUUCAUUGGUUCAAAUGGAUGUGACACCUUGGAAUAAAAAUGAAUCUAUAUGACAACA